Rotaria sp. Silwood2 is the source of this 930-nucleotide messenger RNA. Lineage: Eukaryota; Metazoa; Rotifera; Eurotatoria; Philodinida; Philodinidae. The record is from the annotation of a GenBank genome assembly.
AUGUUAUCUACUAAUCAACAGAUUGAUGCACUUGAAAUAAGUUUAUUAGUAUUUUUAUCAUAUAUAAUUAUAUUAAAUAUUGUUGUAUCAAUAUCACUUUAUGUUAGUUUUGAAUUUAUAUGUUUAUUACAAUCUAAAUGGAUUGAUUGGGAUAUUAAAAUAUAUUAUGAACUAAAUAAUGUACAAGCACAAGCUUGUACAACAACAUUAAAUGAAGAAUUAGGACAAAUUGAAAAUAUUUUUUCGGAUAAAACAGGAACAUUAAUACAGAAUAUAAUGACAUUUAAUAAAUGUUCAAUACGAGAAAAACUUUAUGAUUAUGUAACUGAUGAAGCUGGUAAUGAAAUACAAGAUACUGAAAAAUUAAAAGCAAUUGAAUUUGACGAAAAAGAAAAAGAUGAUUAUUUUCAAUGGUAUAAUCAAAUAUUACUUGAUGCUAUAAAAAAUAAUGAUAAAGAUAAAUUUGUUACAGAAGAUUUUCGUACACUUUAUUUAGCAUAUAGAGAAUUGAAUGAAAGUGAAUAUAGAGAAUGGUCUGAAAAAAUGAAUCAAGCAAAUACGAGUAUGGAAAAACGAGAAGAAAAAGUCAAAGAUUCAUAUGAACAAAUAGAAAAUCAUCUCAAAUUAAAUGGUGCUACAGCUAUCGAAGAUAAAUUACAAAAUGGUGUACCUCAAUGUAUUGAACGUUUAGCACGUGCUGGUAUUAAAAUUUGGGUUUUAACUGGUGAUAAAAUUGAAACCGCUUAUAAUAUUGGUCUAUCAUGUUGUUUGUUAAAAAAUGAUAUGGAAAGUUUUUUUAUUGAAGAAGAAAAUGAAGAUGGUGUUGAAAAAAAAUUAAAAGAAGUUCGAAAUAAAAUGAUUACUAAAAUUGAACAAUUAUUUGAUGUUCAUAUUGACAAUAAAGACAAAAGACUUGAUUGGAAAGAUUGA